This is a messenger RNA of Malaya genurostris, 895 nucleotides long. RefSeq lists its product as uncharacterized. Bases 7 to 825 code for a protein of 272 amino acids. The record is from RefSeq and is a predicted model, not a curated record. NCBI's taxonomy places the organism in Eukaryota, Metazoa, Arthropoda, Insecta, Diptera, Culicidae. The transcript has 2 exons. Gene Ontology annotation, cellular component: extracellular region. Gene Ontology annotation, molecular function: chitin binding.
UCAGAGAUGGCAAAAAAUCAAGUCUUGCUUAGUUUGUCUUUUUUGGUGGUGCUUUCCAGUGCUUCAUUUCAAUCGUUCAACGCAAAACAAGUUACUCCAACUUCGUCGGAACCGUCAACCACGACGGAUGACAACAACCCUUCGAACGAAAAUCCAUUCGAUCCGAAUGUUUGCUCAAGCAGUGAUAAUUUAGCGGUGUGUAUGGACUGUAAAAAGAUUUCUGUUUGUUUGAACGGUCAGUCGCUACCGGAGAAAGAAUGCCCACCGGAUAUCCCGUACUGUGUUGGAUCCGAGAUGGGGAGUUUCUGUUCGGUUCAACCUGAUCCGGAAAGAGAGCAGUGUUUGGAUAAAUUUCAUUGUACAUCGGAGGGGUAUUUUCCCGAUCCCUACGAUUGCCAUUACUUCUACAUGUGCGACUCCAGUUUGAAGGCUCUCCGUCUGGACUGCAUGCCUGGUUACGUGUUCGACUUGAGCAGCAAAAAUUGUCGGCGUCAGAUUUUUCCCAGCGAUUGUCGUAAAUUGGACUGCUCGAAGUCGAAUGGGGUUUGGUCAUACUACAGUACGAAUAAGCAGUAUUACGGUUAUUGCUAUCAGUCCACCAGCGGAAGUAACGAAGUAGUGCUGUUCAAGUGCGGUGAUGGUGCUGAGUUCGAUGGGUUCCAGUGCAAGUAUCAAUGUAGGAAAGAAGGAAAAUUUGCCGAUUCCGGUAACCGAAGUCGGUAUUUCGAAUGCUAUUACGUUGAUUUCAAGCUUGUGGCUCGAGUUCGGAACUGUGCUAGCGGCAUGAUGUUCGAUGAACGAACGGGAUAUUGUGUGUCACAGUGAAAUGUGAUGAUUUCAGGUAGCCAACAUAAGGUGCCCUAGUUGUAAAAUUUGGUUUGUGCUAGUCGGAUAA